AUGGAGAACAAGCAGCAAGAGCUAGACCACGUGGAUCCAGCAUCUGAGCUGGACAAAGAGAGCGAGGUUUCCACCCGAGAUGGAGCGGUCGCGUUUUUGGAGAAUCGUGGGGCCGUCGUAAAGAGCAAGUCGCCAUCGAAUGCAGCUCUACUGAAGGCUGGACUGAAGACUAACUUGUCCCCAGCGGAGGCAACAGCUCAGUUGCGUGUGCUGUGCCGGAAGUUCGCUGCUCUCACCGAGAAAGUGAAGGACGAGACAAAAGUCCGCGAAGCCGCGGAACGAGAAGUUCGUCGACUCAAAGCGUUGCUUGACAAAGAUUCAUCACCCGUUGUUGCGUCCUGCCGUGCCGAAACUCAAGCAUACGUUCGCGAGCUCAAAGAUAGCCAAGAGAAACUCAAGCGAGAGCUGCGAAUCGAAAAAGAGAAGAACGAGCGCGUCGUGGCCAAAGCGCUGGAGCUCGAGCGCGAAAAGAGCGCGCUUCUUGCUACUCAGUCGCAACAGCAGACGCAACCGACCACUCGAUCGCAGCAGGACGCGAGUUCUGGCAGCUUGAAGCACCAGUCCGCUUGGGAUAAGGAGCAAGUGUAUAAAAUUCAGUCGACACUCAAGCUCACGAUUGAAGAACUCGAAGAGGAGCUGUCGCGAAAAGAGGAGGAAGUUCAAACGUAUCGAGAGCGGUCUCAGCGCGAUCGUGUUCGGAUUAAAGCGCUUGAGGACGAGAUCCGCGCCAAGGACGAUGCACAACGCGCUGCUCAAGAAGCUCGACGACAGCUUGAAGCAGACUUACGACAGGCGCAGAACGACAUCACCAAUGAACUGGAAAACAUGCAGCGUAUCCACGACCAAGGUCAGGAAGACCGCGCGUUGCGAGACACACUGGAGCAGCAGUUGGUCACCCUAGGCGAAGUGAACGCUGCUCUGGAGCAACGCAGUCGCGCACUUGUACGCCGGUUGGAGCUAUCAGCGGCUGUGACACAGGAAUGUCAAGACCUCAAGCUUCAGCUGCGCGAUGCCGAAGUGGACAAUGAAACACUGAUCCAAACUGCAAGUAUUCGCAACCUAAAGGAUGAGCAGUUCGGGCGUGAAAAGGACUGGAAAAUGAGGUUAGAGAGCGCCAAGGAAGAGAAGGUCCAAGUGGAGCAGCAAGUCCGUGAGCUGCAGGAGGAUCUCGCCUCGCUCCAGGCGCAGAAUUCGCUCUUCUCCGAGUGGAUGCUGGUUCGCAAUGAAAACGCAAUAGCUGCGCAGCGUGAUACGCCUCAGGACCCGACUGAGUACCCGCAAGAGCCUCAACAAUCACAACCUCGGGCUGCAUCACCAACAGCCAAACGCAAGAGUUCUUCAUGGCAUUUGGAGCAAGACUACGACGCCGACUGCAGUAGUAGCAGCACGUAUGCUUGUCGUGACACCACCGGCACCAAUCUACGUGGACGUCGGACGGCUUCUCCACGAACAAGUGCUAGGAAUGAAGACGACGAUGACUCACACUUCAUUUUCUCAAAAACAAGCGUGCGCUCUCGUCCGAGUACUCCAGCAUCGCCACGGCUAUCGUCGUCGAGGAGGUGGCAGUCGGCUAAUCCUUUGAGUCCUCGUGGAGUAGCACGCACUCGUAACCUGGAGCGAACCAAGGCAACACCGCGUUCACCCCGCCGAAAGAUGUCGACGACAUCGAUAUCGUCCGCGUGCUCGUCGGCUACUUCGAUAACACCGAGUGCGUCUUCAUCCUCCGCUAGAGAUGACCACGAGCGGUUGCGGAAGCUCAUGAGCCGGAACCGCGAGCUACAGCAGCGACUGCAACAGGAAACGAUGGCCACGCAGAACCUAGAGCGAGAGAUCACCAACAUGACGUCCUAA
This is a messenger RNA of Phytophthora sojae, 1851 nucleotides long. RefSeq lists its product as hypothetical. NCBI's taxonomy places the organism in Eukaryota, Oomycota, Peronosporomycetes, Peronosporales, Peronosporaceae. The transcript has 5 exons. The record is from RefSeq and is a predicted model, not a curated record. The coding region runs from base 1 to 1851 and encodes 616 amino acids.